Messenger RNA from Anthostomella pinea, 1383 nucleotides. The record is from the annotation of a GenBank genome assembly. NCBI's taxonomy places the organism in Eukaryota, Fungi, Ascomycota, Sordariomycetes, Xylariales, Xylariaceae.
AUGGAGUAUCUGAUUCGGUUCUCCCAGCUGCACGAGACCUUUCGUUCAGCAGAGAUUCAGGCUAUCGCCGUAAUUGAGGGUGUGGACCUGAGGGUCAUAUCCUACAGUGAUGAGUCUCCAUUUUGCGUGGUGCGACUACCAUCGGAAGAUGCUGCGAGAGCAAUCAUGAGACGCUCGGUCUUGGCGCAUGCUAUUUAUGAGCACUGGGGUACGGCGGACACCUACGACGAGUUGCACCCCAUCAUCAAGAGAGACACUGCCCAUCUGUGGCCGCAGUAUGUCGAGCCAUCCUUCAAGAUGAACAUUGAUGCAUACCAAGGCUCUCGCUCCUCGUCGAAGAAGCAGCUUGCCCUCAUCAACUCCUUCUCCUAUCUCCCAUUCAAGGGACCUAUCCGGCUUUCCUGUCCGGACCAAGAAUUCACCAUAUUCGAACAGUGGGAGUUCGACGCUGUUCCAUUGAACCUGCCUUCUCCGUUGAAGGUUCACUUCGGUCGGUUGAUCGCGUGCGGCGUAAGGGACCUGAUCCACACAUUUGAUCUGAAGAAACGAGAUUACAUCAGUACGACCUCUAUGGACUCGGAGCUGGCGUUGGUCACUGCCAACAUUGCGCUUGCCGCUCCAGGCAAGAUUUUCUAUGACCCUUUCGUCGGUACUGGAAGCUUCCCAAUUGCCUGCGCCCAUUUUGGAGCUUUAGGCCUCGGUAGCGACAUCGAUGGCCGUAGCGUGAGGGGAGACGGCGGGAAGAAGAGUUUGAGAGGCAACUUUCAGCAAUACGGAUUGGAAAAGCUGUUGGGUGACGUCUUCGUGUGCGACCUGACGAACAGUCCCGUACGCAGAGCUAGGAUACUCGACGGCAUCGUAUGCGAUCCACCAUACGGAGUGAGGGAAGGGCUCAAAGUUUUGGGCUGUAAGGACCCCGAGAGUACACCCUGGGUAGUGGAGAAGGGAAGGAAGAUGUACAGGGACCCGGCAUUCGUGGCGCCAAAGAAGCCAUAUAGUUUCAUGGCCAUGUUAGAUGAUAUCCUCAACUUCGCCACGGACACACUGGUAGACAAUGGUCGGAUAUCAUUCUGGAUGCCUACAGCCAACGAUGAAGAGCAAGAAAUAGGUGUGCCGACGCACCCUUGCCUCGCGAUCGUCGUGGUAUGCACGCAGGUCUUCAACAAAUGGUCUAGGAGAUUGAUCACUUAUAGACGACUGCCAGAUGCUGAGGUUGACUUGUCAGCACUCGCGCAGCAGAAGAAGAUGAAGCACGAAGCCCAGACGAACGGCAUCAAUGCAGACGACCUGAACCCUUUCCGCCGGCACUAUUUCCGGGGUUUCAAGUCAGAGCAAGAUCUUACAGAUGAUGCUGCUACAGACAAGAUAUUGAACACGACCUGA